AUGGAUGAGCAACAACAGAAGGAGUUCAUUUCUGAACACAUGGAUAGUGAUUUGCAAUUUGUCUUGUCAGACAAUGGAGUGUCACUUGGAGCCCAAGUUGCUGUGGCAAGGCGUUAUGGUACUCUGAGAAAAUUCAGGGCACUUGGUGACUCAAGAGCUGAGAUCAGACAGGCCUGUUUACAGGACUUUGCUAUCCCCCAGGAUAACCCCGCUGACCGUGCAGAAACAGCAGCGAUUGUCUCUUCUUGGGAGGUUGCCCAGGAGUUCAUUGCCAAAGAGACAGAAAUCCGUGCAGAAGCGAAGGUCUUAGGACAGCCUCGCACUUUGCAGGUGCAUGAAAGGCAGGCAAUGGUCAAAGCAGUUGAAGCUGUUUACGGAGUUUUGCAGGAAUCAGAAACCCCUUCAGUGGAGUAUCUCUCAGUGAAGGCUGAAGAGACUGAAACGAAUGAACCAGUUGCGGCAUCAUUGGAUGAGGUUUCUUCCAGGAAAGAUAGCACUACUUCUCAGAUGCAGACUGGCCUUGACAGCACAGGUCAUAUCAGGAUCACCAAGACCAAGGUCAAAUCCAAGCUUCCUUCGAAUACGGAGGAGUACAGGAGAGCAAUGCGUGUUGAAAUGUAUGCAUGGCUCUGCAUGGCAGCCCGCUACAAGGCGAAAGCUUGGCUUCACGGCCUCACUGCGGCUCCUUUCAACAGAUUUGUCGACUUCAUUUUGGGGGAAAAGGUUUACAACAUUCAGGUCCCCUCUUUGGUGGGCGAUGGUCAGACACGUGUCAAACCUGACUGGGGUAUCAUCUUGAAUUUCGAGCACCGCUUGAGGAAAGAAGCUUUCAAGUUGGUUGUGAGGGAUGGUGCAACGUUGGCCGAUGCAUUGAAUCAGGUCAUACAUGAUGCGGAGUUGAAGGAGACGUAUUUCACAACACCGGUGGCAUUGAGAGCAGCCAUGUCAGCUCAGGCUGAUCCACCUCAGCAGAAGUGGCAGAGGAAGCUCGAAGCUGAAGGGCGCAUUGAAUUACAGUUGCAUGAGAUUGACAUCGAGCGUUCCCAGGAGCACGACCUGCGAAAGCAGGAGUUGUGGGACAAUGUGCAUGAACUUCUGAGGUUUCAAUGGAAGAAGUACCCAGGGCCAAGGCCGUUGCGAAACCGCACAUGGCCGAAAGGGUUCCCAUGGCUGUCAAAUGAGAAUGGAAAAAUUGUUGCCGAAGCGAAUGAGUUCAUUUUUCGAUGUUUGGAUGCAUGUACAAUUGCGGUACAAUUUGAAGGUUGGUAUUUUUGGGAACACCCAGAAGAUCUUGGCCUGGUACAGGAUGAAGUGCCAGGUUCCAUUUGGCAGUGGACGGAGGUGCAUGAGUUGUUGGCCAUGUCUGCAGGUAUAACUUUUGCCAUCCACCAAUGUCACUUUGGCGCUCUUACACCCAAGCCAACGAGACUCAUGUGCAAUGUGAAGAUUUCUGACAAACGUUGUUUCUUUGGAAUGCCGAAGUUUGACAGCAGGUUCAAAUACUUGGGUCCACUGCCGGUCGCAUGUGGACACACACAUGUUCACAAGUUGAUGGGAAAGACUGCAAAUCGGUGGAACACCUCACCCAGUGCGUCAUAUCCUGACGGCCUUUGCAAAUUUAUUGUUGAGAUCAUCCUUGUUGCGCAUGCAACCUCCGGGAGGGGGUGCAAGGAUGCUCCCAACUUGAAUGCUUCACAGGUUCCCAACUUGAAUGGGCUCCCUGCUGGUAGCAGGGACCCCUCUUCACAGGUUUCAACUGGUCCAAAGGACGUGCAGCGUGGUAACUUGAAUGGGCUCCCUGCUGGUAGCAAGGACCCCUCUCCACAGGUUUCAACUGGUCAGAGGGAUGUGCAGCGUUGUGCCCAAGAGGUGGUUCAGGUUGAUUCUGGUUCAGAGGCUGAAGCACCAGAUACAACUACAGCGGAGGACCGAGGAGGAGAGUCAACAGCGUUCAGAUUGGCAACAGGCAAGUUGGUUGAGUCACCCUUUUCACGGGAAACGCUGGAGAACCUCAGAAAGCAAUGGGCAGGGUUGCUGCCUGACCCAGUGUCAGCUUUGGUGGUUGCUGAGGGACAACCGUUUCUGCUACAUGGUUUGGCACAGUGGCUUGAGAUUUUUGAGGAUCCGGAUGUGGACUCCUUAGUGAAUGUGGAGGACAGUUUCUCUACAGGUGUCCCGGUGGGAGUACUGGAGCCAUUGCCGAGGACUCCACAGGUUUUCCCACCUAAGUUGAAACACAAGAAGCUUGAUGAAUCUGAGUUCAAUCCAUUGGCUGUCAAUUACCCUUCUGCACGUGUAUCAGUUGCUGACCUUGAGAAAAAGUUUCUGGAAGAGGAAGCGUUGGGCAGGAUGUUUCCUAUAAGGCUGCCUGUGGCGCAGGAGAAGUUUGGUGCAGACAAGGUCAGGGUUGCGGCGAUGGCUGCGAUUACAAAACCAGACGGUUCAGUCCGUCCUCUUCACGAUGGGACACACUCAGUUCAGGUCAAUAAUGCAAUUGUGUACAAGGACCAGAUUCAAUGUCCUGGUCCCCCAGAAGUUGCGGCUGCGGUCAGGGAAGCGCUUGAGUCACGUGAGGCUCCUUUUGCAAUUUCAGCUGAUAUCAAAGCAGCUCAUAGGCUGGUGAAGAUACGUCCCUCAGAUUGGGGGUUUCUUGCGUGCAGGGCGGAUUCAGAUUCACAGACUGUCUGGAUUAACAAGUGCGGCACUUUUGGCAUUUCAAGCGCACCUUACUGGUGGGCAAAGCUGUUCUCACUGGUCGGUCGAUUUGUGGGCCACUUGAUGUCAACAACCUGGUUUUUACACAUGGUCUACGUGGAUGACCUCCACGGUGCUUUUACAGGCUUGAGGAAAUUUCACAACAUGUGGGUCUGGAUCUUAGCUUUUGAACUGAUUGGUACACCUUUUGGAUACCACAAAUUUCGUGGUGGCUUUUCAGUGGAGUUUGUUGGCUUUCAGAUGAAAUACGACACAAAGGAGGUCGGUGUGACUAUCAGGCGUGGUGACUGGUUGAGAGAUUGGAUUCUGGCCGCCGCAGACAAGCGGUAUGUGGUGGUCACCCGUGACUUUGCGGAGUUCUUGGGGAGGCUUGGGUUUGUGUCACAGUUGCUGGUGUGGAUGAAACCCCACCUCUCGCCACUAUAUGCAUGGUCAGCAGCUACUGGUUCGAGCACGGUGGCCAAACUGCCUGACACCGUCAUCCUCACGCUCAAGUACAUUCUGGCAGAACUCCAGAUGGAGCAACGAGUUCCUCUCUUGGAAGCGCACGACGACAAGGUGGCCAUUAAUGCUGGUGAACCUCCAGCUCUCUUCACUCUUGGCACGGGGGCGUUUGUGUCUCAGGUUGCGUUGGCGCCCAAGAGAGCUCAACACAGUGGCUGA
Cladocopium goreaui is the source of this 3378-nucleotide messenger RNA. NCBI's taxonomy places the organism in Eukaryota, Dinophyceae, Suessiales, Symbiodiniaceae. The record is from the annotation of a GenBank genome assembly.